GGGAGGCCGAGGGUGCCCGCCUGGGGACGGCGGCUCCAUGAGCUGCCAGGUCACGGUGCUGUACUUUGCCAGGAGCGCGGAGCUGGUAGGCCUGCGCUCCGAGAGCGUCUCUGUGCCGCAGCGGAUCACCUCCCUGCAGCUCUGGGAAGAGAUCGUUAAGAUUCAUCCCAGAGCUGUAGACUCUCACACCAACAUCUCACAGAUGUGAAGACCAGCAGAUAUACACAGAAUCUACAGAAAAACACACCCUGUCUGCUCUGCCCUCUUAGCAGUGUUGUCACCCUUACCAAUAGCAGACUUCAGAUCCGCUUGCUGUCAUCCGGGAUCAAGUGGUUUUUGCUGUUCGGCAGGAGUACGUGCUUCUUGGAGAUCAGCUUCUGGUCCUGCAGACAGGAGACGAAGUUGCCAUCAUCCCACCAAUUAGUGGAGGCUGAAUCUGUGCACGUUCUGUUAGAUCCUGAGAUUUGGUGUGCAAUUAUCCCCAUCAACAUCUGGUACUCUUUGGAGAGAGCAUAAUUUGUGUUUCCUGCUGGAGAGAAUUGUUGUGCUGAUCAGAAACUAUAAGCUGUUGCAUGAAUAAACAAUUAGCACACAUAAGUAAAUGGAAUAAAAUUGACAAUGAAACUUUCCUGCGAAGCAGGAGCCCAUGUGCAUUAGAAAGAGAUCUUCCCAUGGUAUUUGCACUUAAUAUUCUCUCAGCAAGUCUGCUGAGAAGUGAAUUUGCCAUGAAGACUGGUCUCUUGGGCCCUUCUAGGGAGCCAUGGAUGAAAGAGAGGAUGUGCCAAAAGAUUUUAUCAAGCUCAAGUCUGAAAAGCUGUCUGUAGAUGAAGUGUCAGAACUGGUCAUUUCACCAUGCUGUGGGGCGGUGUCUCUGUUCAUUGGUACUACAAGAAAUAAUUUUGAAGGGAAAAAAGUGAUUCACUUAGAGUAUGAAGCAUAUACUUCAAUGGCAGAGAUGGAAAUAAAGAAGAUCUGCAGAGAUGUUAGACAGAAGUGGCCAUCAGUCAAACAUAUUGCAUUGCAUCAUAGACUUGGAGUGGUUCCAGUAACAGAGGCAAGUGUAAUUAUUGCAGUCUCAUCUCCACACAGAGCAGAAUCCCUUGAAGCUGUAACACACUGUAUCAACACUUUAAAAGCAAUCGUCCCAAUAUGGAAAAAGGAGAUUUAUGAGGACGAGUAUUCUUGGAAAGAAAACAAGGAAUGCUUUUGGACAAAUUCAGAAAAAUAACUGUACUCAUUUAUAAAUAAAGUGUUACUGCUGCUAAUGAG
Molecule: messenger RNA, 1269 nt
Organism: Gallus gallus (chicken)
Lineage: Eukaryota; Metazoa; Chordata; Aves; Galliformes; Phasianidae
Gene: MOCS2
Product: molybdenum cofactor synthesis 2
Exons: 10
Coding region: 761-1228 (155 amino acids)
Biological process (GO): Mo-molybdopterin cofactor biosynthetic process
Cellular component (GO): cytosol
Molecular function (GO): molybdopterin synthase activity
Source: RefSeq, a predicted model, not a curated record